Penicillium nucicola is the source of this 948-nucleotide messenger RNA. Its product is annotated as AN1-type zinc finger protein. Gene Ontology annotation, cellular component: cytoplasm. The record is from RefSeq and is a predicted model, not a curated record. Gene Ontology annotation, molecular function: zinc ion binding. The transcript has a single exon. NCBI's taxonomy places the organism in Eukaryota, Fungi, Ascomycota, Eurotiomycetes, Eurotiales, Aspergillaceae. Bases 1 to 948 code for a protein of 315 amino acids.
AUGUCCCCCAUAACCGCAUCAAAAGGGCGCAACCCCUCCCCAAAAGAUGAAUCCUACACGCAAAUGGCAGACACAGACCUCGAAUCCAUCGGCCGCCACUGCCAAUAUGAAUACUGCGGCCAACUAGACUUCCUCCCCUUCCGCUGCGAAUCCUGCCACAGCACCUACUGCCUCGACCACCGCUCCGAAACCGCGCACAAAUGCCCCCGCGAAGGCGAAUGGGCCCGUCGCCGCAACGGAUCAAAUAACCAAGAAAACCGCUCCGCCCCCGAAAAACCAACAAUCCACAACUCGGACCAGUGCUACCACGUCCAGUGCAAGACUCUCAUCAACACCCUCAAAGACCCCGCCGUCCGCUGCCCCCAAUGUAACUACCAAUACUGUCUCAAGCACCGCUUGCGCGAGGAACACGAUUGCGCCAAGAUUACCCCGCUGGGCGCCAGGCAGGGUAAUGUCGCUACCGCAAACGAUACUAUCAAGUCCAUGUUUGCCCGCGUGAAGACUUGGGGCCGGGAUAAGCACCAGGCCGCUGCGGCUGGCUCGCUUUUGCCCAAGGCGAAGCCUAAGCCUAAUAGUCCUGCUGCGCGCGCGGUUGCGCUUAAUGCGCUGAAGCGCUCAGCCAAGGGCGAUGCGUCUGUUCCCGUGGACAAGAGACUCUAUGUGCAUGUUGUUGGGACGGCGGAGACGCAGGCGGCUGAGCCGCCCGCUGGGGAUUUCUUUUUCGAUACAAGGUGGAAGGUUGGUCGGGUUUUGGAUGAUGCGGCGAAGAAGCUAAGGGUUGAGAAUUUGAAUAAUCGGGUUGGGGGGGAGGAUACGAAAUUGCGCAUAUUCCAUGUUGAGUCGGGGGAUUUCUUGGAGUUCUCCGAGUCUUUCGGUGCUGGGAAGGUUAAGCAGAGUGACACUAUUGUGCUGCUGCGUGGUGCUGGGGCUGUUCUGGGGAGUUCGUGA